AUGGCCGCAACCGAGGACCACGACGCCGCAGCCGCACUGGUCGUGUUCCACGAGUCCCGAGCCGGCGUCCGCGGGCUCGUCGAGUCCGGCGUCACAGCAGUGCCCACAAUCUUCCUCACGGGCGCCGCGCCGUGGCCGCAGUCCCCGGUGACAGCGGCGUUCGCCAUCCCGGCCGUUGACCUCUCCCUCCCGCGCUCGGACGCCGCGGCACUCGUCCGCGCCGCGGCGCACUCCUGUGGCUUCUUUCACGUCACCAACUACGGUGUCCCGGCCGGCGUCGUCGGCUCCGCGGUCUCCGCGGCCAGGGCGUUCCACUAG
Messenger RNA from Panicum virgatum (switchgrass), 318 nucleotides. Its product is annotated as 1-aminocyclopropane-1-carboxylate oxidase homolog 1-like. The transcript has a single exon. Lineage: Eukaryota; Viridiplantae; Streptophyta; Magnoliopsida; Poales; Poaceae. The coding region runs from base 1 to 318 and encodes 105 amino acids. The record is from RefSeq and is a predicted model, not a curated record.